Molecule: messenger RNA, 849 nt
Organism: Pisolithus orientalis
Lineage: Eukaryota; Fungi; Basidiomycota; Agaricomycetes; Boletales; Pisolithaceae
Exons: 15
Coding region: 1-849 (282 amino acids)
Source: RefSeq, a predicted model, not a curated record
AUGUCUCCGGCUCUCAUGUCCUUAUUUCUCGUCAAGACCUAUGUGUACUACAUGGACUACUCGGAUGAUGCCUUGGCCAUGAAGAUCGUGGUUGCUGCCAUAUGGAAAUCAGGAUUCUCGAUACCCUACAUGCCACGUUCAAUAACUAGUUACGGCGUUCCGACGAAUUUGGAGUAUAUUAUCUGGUUUGUAUGCCUUUGCAGUCCAGAAUCACUUCCCACUGAGAUAUGCCAGGUCAUUGCCAGCGACGAUUCUGGUAAAUGCAUUCGUGAUUUCUAUCGUUCAAUGCUUCUUUGUGCAUCAAAUAUAUUACCUCUGUCGCUCUCGUAUGAAGUGGUUAGUGGUUGCCCCAGCUUUGCAAUAGAUCCUAUUAGUGACAGCUCACUUCGAUUCGCUAACCCCAAGCCCGGGGUUCUUGCACAGAUUAUGUUUUCCGGGGUGACUCCCGCUUUGGCCACCGUCGCACUAACUGAGGUUCUGAUUACAGUGUCACUCUGCAUACUUUUCUACGAUAGUGGCUCUGGCUCUGCGUUCCCAAGAACGAAGCGUCUCAUGAACACGCUUAUCAUCUAUGCUGUCAACCGGUGUUUGCUGACUUCACUAGUUGCCCUUGCAGACCUCAUCGUGUUCCUUCAGACCGCUGAUGUCCAAGAUACAUGGUCAAUAGCGUUGGAAUUCGUCGUUGAAAAAUUGUAUGCCAACUCGCUUCUGGCCUCACUGAACUCCCGGGAACACCUUCGAUCAAAGGGUGCAGGUACCCUUUCAGAUCUGCGCAUCAGUGCUGUCCACCUUGCGAACCCGCCACAGCUUCCAGGAAACGUUGAGAGCUCUACGGAUGGAGCAAGGUAG